AUUGACCAUCUCAUCUCCUACACCAUUGUGUGUCACAUCAAUGAUUCCGUUUAGGCCUUCUUGGCUCCCAGCCUUGCAAGGCGAGACGACCAUUUCCGAUUCAGUCGAUCGCAGCGUCUACCUGAACUGACAGUCGAAAGUGCAUUCAUGUCAGCGUACGAUAAUUCAUCUACGCCUACCCAUUCACUCGUUAGAAAUCUGGAAUCUAUUUGAUCGUGUAUAUGUGUAGAGGCACGAUCUCCCGUGUGAAUAAUGGCGAACCCGUAUUGUUCAACGAUGUCCUAUUGUCACAGUCUGUAGCCCAUCACCUCACAUCAUGGAUAUUCAAUUCUCAGUCGUACUUACUACGUGGAUUUACACUGUCGCUUUCCUCCUCUGUUCCUAUGCAAUAUACUGUCCAACUCCGCUUUAAUCAAGACUCGCGUCACGAAAUGAAACUUUUCCUUAUUUACUGUCUUUGGUUUUCCUACCUCGCGCAGGCCGCAAAUAAAAUCCAUACAGGCUUCAACUACGGUACUUUCUGGGGUGUGGAAGAAAAUGUCAAGCAGAAAGCAGACUUCCUCGAUGGCUUCAACCUCGCCCGAAAUCUGACUACCGACAUGCCCUUCGAUAGUGCCCGCCUGUUUACUUGCAGAGCAGCGAAAACCCUCGACGAGCCGACUGAAGCUUUCGAUGCCGCUGUUGUCUCCAGAACCAACCUGCUACUGGGUUUCUGGAUAACGCCAGCGCAGAAGGGCGGUUCACCUGAUGAAAACGUCAAAAACGAGAUGGUCGCACUCGAGAAAGGGUUCAAGAAGCACGGUCAAGCUCUUUCCGACCUUGUUAUUGGACUCUCCAUAGGCAACGAGGAUGUAUACCGUGCCGAGGCAACUGAAGAAAUUGGUCUUACCGCAGCGGUCGUUGGGCAGACCAUAACCCAGGUGAAGAACAGCAUCGCUUCAUCGUCGUUCGCCCAGUACAUGAAGGACAAACCGAUUGGCCACGUCGAUACCGCGCAGUAUGCCGUAGUGGAUAAUGCAGACUUCAUCGGCAUGACUGCAUAUCCAUACUGGAACAAAGACAGCAUCGGGACAGCAAGUACAAGCUUUCAAGGCUCUCUCGAGGGAGUCAAGCAGCGCGCAGGCAACAGACCGGUUUGGAUCGCGGAAAUGGGCUGGCCUUUUACCGACUCCGAGCAACAUGGCGCUGCCGUUGCCGGUAUAGACGAACUCCAGAAGUUUUGGAGUGAGGUUGGCUGUGCUGUGUUUGGGAAGUACACUACUUUCUGGUUCGAGUUACUCAGAGAUACUACAUCGGAUCAAAAGGCCGAUUGGAGUAUCAUUGAUCCAAGCUCUCGGCAGUCAAGAAUCAAGAAUAUGAGCUGCGGAAACCCUCAGCCCAAGCCACCCGCUGAAGCUCCAGCUAUUUCAGGAGUACCAUCUAAGUCUAUUGCAUCAACACCCCCGGAGACACCCAGCUCUGGGUCGCCAAUCAUCCCGAGUGCCACGCUUAUAUCAUCACCUUCUGUAUCGUCGAUAAUCGAAUCAAACACAGUACAUAUAACGGUGACUAGCACGACUUCUAUAACUCCGCAGCCUAUCACACCUUCGGUAGUAGCUUCCAGCGGGCCAUCUCUCGUGACUGUAAUAGUUACCUUGACGAGCAUCACCACAGUAACAGCACAGCCUUCAAUGACUACAAUAGCGAAUGUGAGCCGAUCAACAUCCCAAAAUGAUGUCGUCGGCUUACUCACACAAGACCAGCCAGCAACAGGCCCCAGAACCGUCACCGUGAAGACCACAGCAACAACUGUCGUCUUUGCCAAAACCACAGUGAUCCCUCCUCCGAAUAACGUACCCGCCGAGGUCAACUGGUGCGUCACAGUCGCUGACAUAAACCGAAAUGGAACACCUGUACCCGUCGCAGGUGGACCUGCAGGGUCAGGCGGAGAAUGCGUUUCCCCUCCAACUUUCCAAGGAUAUCCGUACGCAGCAGGGGGAAAAGCGAAACCUUCAGUGAUACCCAGUGGGACAGACUGGUGCGUUAUUAUGGCUGAUAUCGAUAAUGACGGUCGUCCUGUACCUGUUGAUGCCGGGCCAGCUGGAGCAGAUGGCGAGUGUACUGUUCCGCCCAUGUACAGUGGACUGCCCGCGACAGCUACGUUGAUUGGCGGUUCCAAGCCAUCUGAGGCGGCGAAGGGGUUUCUAGUGCCCACUUCUCUGACAGUUAAUUUCUCCUUGCUCUCAAGCAUCAAUGUACCAGCCACUUCUGUUACUCCAUCACCCACUUCAGCAGUAAAACCAGAAUGCGAACGCCGCCAGCGUCGAUCUGUAUCACUAUCCACAACAGAUACCUCGACAUUGAUCUCAGUGUCUUCUACGGUAACAGUAUCAGCAUCGCUUCUGCCGACUCCUACCCAUUCCGUCACUUCAGUCAUCCUACCGUCAGGCCCAUCAGGCGCAACUCUUGCAGAGUUUAAUUGGCCUACGCCGGCGGCUGGCGUAGAAGCCAGGGUGGGCAUUGAAAGUAGAGAUAUGGUGUUACUUACGCGACGUGGCUGGAACGCCUUUUGGGGGAGAGUCGGUUCUUGGCUCAAGAAGACUGGAAACAAGAUUAAGAAUGUAUUUCACUAG
Molecule: messenger RNA, 2612 nt
Organism: Alternaria rosae
Lineage: Eukaryota; Fungi; Ascomycota; Dothideomycetes; Pleosporales; Pleosporaceae
Product: glycoside hydrolase superfamily
Exons: 3
Coding region: 222-2612 (796 amino acids)
Biological process (GO): cell wall organization
Cellular component (GO): cell surface; extracellular region; fungal-type cell wall
Molecular function (GO): 1,3-beta-glucanosyltransferase activity; glucan endo-1,3-beta-D-glucosidase activity
Source: RefSeq, a predicted model, not a curated record